AUGGACAGCUCGGGGCCUGUUCUGUGCAGUUUGCAGCAGUGGUUCUACUCUCUGAACCUCGUCCCUGGCCGAAGAACACACUUUACCGAUAGCAUACCAGUGACCUCCCUGGCAAGACAGCAACAAUCUCUCAGCGACCUACCGCUCGAGCGAAGACAAAUCUCGCCACGGAAUCAUGUUCGAGAAGCCAGUUCUCAGGAUACAGUCCUAUACCUUGGAUACGGCUCCAAUCUCAGUGCAGAAACAUUUCGUGGAAAACGAAACAUAAAGCCGUUAUCGCAGGUUAAUGUGGUGGUGCCUACAUUGUCCUUGACCUUCGACUUACCUGGAAUUCCGUACUCUGAACCAUGUUUUGGCAAUGUUCGCUAUCGAAAUGCUGCUGCAACCGAAAAUGGCUCUGGUAACCUGGGAACGGAGGAUUAUCAUAAAGACCGUUGGCCCAAAGGCCUUGUGGGGGUGGUGUACGAAGUGACGAGAGAAGACUACAUACACAUUAUUGCUACCGAAGGAGGCGGCUCCGGUUAUCAAGAUGUUUUGGUGGAUUGCUUUGCACUAAGUGGUGACGCGACAGAAGACGUACCAUGGAAACCAUCUGGCCAACCGUUCAAAGCCCAUACACUGCUUGCUCCGACAAAUGUGUCCAGACCAGACCACUCAUACGCUCAACCCAGUCCCAGAUAUCUAAAAUUGAUCACUGAUGGGGCAGCUGAGCAUGCACUUCCCCUCGAGUAUCAAGCAUUUCUACAUCAAAUUCGAUCAUACCACUUCACAACAACAAAGCAGAGACUGGGAUCAUUCAUAUUCUUGGCUAUAUGGUCUCCUUUCCUCCUCUUUAUAUUCGGUGGGGCAGGAAUGUUCCUUCGACCGGACGGAACCUAUCCGAAAUGGUUGGCCACAUUUCUGCGUGCUAUGUUUACUGCAUGCUGGGCAAGUUAUGAUGAUUUCUUCAAGAAGACCUUUGGGGAUGGAGAAAGGACUGUUGGUGAUAGUAAGGAAAAUGAGUCUGAUUGCAUCAUUACUGAGAAAGAACCAUUAAUCGAGCAAGUCCACCACAAAUAUGGCGCUGUGAACGUUGUGGAACGGAUAGUAUGA
Messenger RNA from Rhinocladiella mackenziei CBS 650.93, 1092 nucleotides. RefSeq lists its product as uncharacterized. The transcript has a single exon. Gene Ontology annotation, molecular function: gamma-glutamylcyclotransferase activity. The record is from RefSeq and is a predicted model, not a curated record. Lineage: Eukaryota; Fungi; Ascomycota; Eurotiomycetes; Chaetothyriales; Herpotrichiellaceae. The coding region runs from base 1 to 1092 and encodes 363 amino acids.